Perognathus longimembris pacificus (Pacific pocket mouse) is the source of this 2193-nucleotide messenger RNA. RefSeq names its product TBC1 domain family member 10A (gene Tbc1d10a). The record is from RefSeq and is a predicted model, not a curated record. Bases 596 to 1849 code for a protein of 417 amino acids. NCBI's taxonomy places the organism in Eukaryota, Metazoa, Chordata, Mammalia, Rodentia, Heteromyidae. The transcript is spliced from 11 exons.
CAGCCCCUUCAGUUAACAGUGGGGACCCUAUUCCAGCCACGACCCUACCUAGAUCUCCUUUCUUCCCUUCUCAGACUGACCAUAACUGCCCCAAAUUCCCCCAGUCUUUCUCAUGACUUACGGAAAUGCUUUAACUGAGAAUCCAAUUCCACUCUAGCCACCCCAAACUCUCAUUCACCAAGCCUCCUCCCUAGGAGAAACCUAAGCCCCGCCCCUCAGGGGCGUUGCCUCUGGUCUCCUGGAUCUUCUCCCCUAGCACUCCUUCCUCCUCACUUGUUCACAGCGGGCUAAGCUCAUCCAAGUUUAAUCUAGACUGAAGAGAGCACCCUUUAUUCUUAUCCUCUCUGGUUUGAGGUUUUGUCUCCGUUUCUUGGAAUGAAAUUGUGAGAAUCGAUAGGAGGCUUAGGGUGUGUUUGAAUUGGUACCACAUAACCAGGAACCAAGGACCAGGCAGGGGUGGGAUCUUGAAAGCUGAAAGGAAUUCCCUGCUUCUUUUGUGGAGAUCUUGGAAGUAAGAGCUCAGAUUUGUUGAAUUGUAAGGCUGGAGGAAGUGCCCCUGGAGGUGCUGAGACAGAGGGAGUCCAAGUGGCUGGAUAUGUUCAACAACUGGGACAAAUGGAUGGCCAAGAAGCAUAAAAAGAUCCGCCUGCGGUGUCAGAAGGGCAUCCCGCCUUCUCUGAGGGGCCGGGCUUGGGAGUACCUGUCUGGAGGCAAGGUAAAGCUGCAUCAGAAUCCUGGCAAGUUUAAGGAGCUGGACCUGUCUCCUGGGGACCCCAAAUGGCUGGAUGUGAUUGAGCGCGACCUGCACCGGCAGUUCCCUUUCCAUGAGAUGUUUGUGUCCCGAGGAGGCCACGGCCAACAGGACCUGUUCCGUGUGCUGAAGGCCUACACGCUGUACCGGCCUGAGGAGGGCUACUGCCAGGCCCAGGCACCCAUUGCUGCCGUGUUGCUCAUGCACAUGCCUGCUGAGCAAGCCUUCUGGUGUCUGGUACAGAUCUGUGAGAAGUACCUGCCUGGCUACUACAGUGAGAAACUGGAGGCGAUCCAGCUGGAUGGCGAGAUUCUCUUCUCCCUGCUGCAGAAGGUGUCGCCUGUCGCCCACAAACACCUCAGCCGGCAGAAGAUCGACCCCCUGCUGUACAUGACAGAGUGGUUCAUGUGCGCCUUUGCCCGCACCCUGCCCUGGAGUUCCGUGCUGCGUGUCUGGGACAUGUUCUUCUGUGAAGGCGUCAAGAUCAUCUUCCGAGUGGGGCUGGUGCUGCUGAAGCACGCGCUGGGCUCCCCCGAGAAGCUCAAAGCCUGCCAGGGCCAGUACGAGACCAUCGAGCGGCUGCGGAGCCUCAGCCCCAAGAUUAUGCAGGAGGCCUUCCUGGUCCAGGAGGUGGUUGAGUUGCCUGUGACAGAACGCCAGAUCGAGCGGGAACACCUCAUCCAGCUGAGGCGCUGGCAGGAGACCCGGGGAGAGCUGCAGUGUCGAUCACCACCGAGGCUGCACGGCGCCAAGGCCAUCCUGGAGGCAGAGCCUGGCCCCCGCCCCGCCCUGCAGCCCUCACCCUCCAUCCGCCUGCCCCCAGAUGCCCCCUUUCCCAACUCCAAAGCCAAGCCACUCAAGCAGGGCCAGAAAGAGCAGCGGAAGCAGCUGAAGGCAAGGGGGCAGCUGGACAAGGCCCCAGCCCCCAGUCAGGACACGGUGACUGCUGCAGGGGAUGCACGUCCCCCACAGGAAGUGCCCUCAAAGCACCCCACCUCCCAGAACCUGACCCCUCAGGACUCUGCUCCCCAGGACUUAGUCUACCGCCGGUCCCAGGAGAGCCUGACUUCCCAGGAGAGUGAAGACACAUACUUGUAACCCUGGCAGCUCAGACCUCCAGCAUGGGGUCUCCGCACACAUGGUUCGAAGACUGACACUCCACGCCUUUCUUGCCUGCUUGGCCACCAGGCCAGGACAGACUCUGGUUGGCCCAGCAGAUUCUGCCUGAGUCUCCUUAUUUAUUUUCUCUAUAGAGUGGAGCUCCGGUGGCCUAGCCAACACAGGCAGAACUAGGGCCAAGUGGAUGGGGCCUCACUCAGCCCCUCCUCCUGGGGUAGGGGUGCUCCCCAGCACUAGUGUGCUGGCUUGAAGGGGGCCAUGGGGGUCCUCUUUGUGUAAAAUAGAAAUAUGAUUUUGUACAGAAAUAAACACGCUUAUGUAGA